CCGGGUUUGGCUGGGUUCUUACUUCGCAUACAUUUGCAGGGAAUGGGCAUCUGCUUCUUCUUCUUCUCCAUCCAUCUUCGUCUUCCCUUUUGAUAUUUAGGCCAUUCCUCUCUUCUUCCUUGGAGUCUGGAGACGAAUGGCUUCUGUUCCCAAGCCAAUGCUUCAUGGUAGGAGGCUCUUUGAGCUGCUGGAAGAGCAACAAGAGCCUUUUCUUCUGGAUGUCUACCUCUUGGAGCAUGGGUACUCGGAUAGAGCAAUGAAUCCCAGUGCUGCUGCAUUCAUGUGCUGGCAUGGCGGUGCUUGUAGGCGGCUGAGAAGGUUCAGCACCCAUGGCUGCAGGAGGAAGAGAACCGGACUUCUGAGGUGUCUGCUGAACAAAGUUGUCUACGGCAAGGUGAUCAGGAAAGCUUGGAGGUGGGAUGGUGGAGCUAUUGGCAUCGGAAGAUGGAAUGUCUUGAGAUCGUUCUUCGAGAUGAAGGGCAAGAACAAUGCUGUGGAGUUCCGCCGGCUGUCUUGUUCCUGUGGCACCGACGAAGGUGAUCCGGACAGAGAGGAGCAGUGGAGAGCUAUGGGCGGCUCCGAUCAGCGCAGCCCUGUGUCAGUCCUCGAGCUGCAUUCUGAUGAAGUUGAGGAAGAGGUGCCAUCAACCUCAGGUUUUGAUUCACCCAAGGACACAAAGGAAGCUCCAUGGAUCGGCUUGGAAGAGCACCCCAACACAAGGACCCAGUUCCUUCACCCACACCGUUUUCUGUCAGACUGGCUGAAGGAGGUAGAAGGAAGGCUCUCAAAAUCUCACGAAUGCCCAAGUCCAGAGAGGAGUGGGAAGAUCACCGAGGAGGGGAUGAUGAUCCUGUCACGGGAGAGUCGAGGAUGUGCUUUGGGCAAUAUAUCCCAGUUGAUAGAUGUCGAUUUCUCCGAGUCCAGGAAAGAAUGGAGCCACUUUCGGCAUGAGAUAGGAGAGGUUGGGGCUGAGAUCGAACAGAUCAUCUUUGAGGAGAUCAGCGAAGAAGCUGUGCUCGAUGUUCUUCAUCGUCACUCCACCUUGGAAAGAUGUUGAUUCUAUUCAUCAGCGCCAUGUGAAAUUUACUCGCUUACAGUAGCAAAUCUCUGAACAUAAUGCAUGCCACAGGAAGACACAAAUCCUUGCUUCAUCAGCUGCUCGCUUGCAGUCUACUGGAUUGCUUCAGAACCAAUGAUGGAUUAC
Musa acuminata AAA Group (dessert banana) is the source of this 1204-nucleotide messenger RNA. RefSeq lists its product as uncharacterized. The transcript has 2 exons. Lineage: Eukaryota; Viridiplantae; Streptophyta; Magnoliopsida; Zingiberales; Musaceae. The coding region runs from base 137 to 1057 and encodes 306 amino acids. The record is from RefSeq and is a predicted model, not a curated record.